AUGACGGUCACACCAACAACUCCCCUCUCGGCCGACUCCUUCCUGGCCCACAUCAAGAACCGCCGGACCUACUAUCCGCUCAACAAGGAGCUUGCCAUCCCGCCUAGCCGCAUCCAGGAGAUCGUCAAGGAGGCGCUGCAGCACGUGCCCAGCAGCUUCAACUCGCAGAGCAACCGGGUCGUCGUGCUGUUUGGGGCCGAGCACGACAAAUUCUGGGACAUCACGACCGAGACGCUCAAGGCCAUCGUCCCCGUCGAGCAAUGGGAGAGCACCGCGGGCCGCAUGGCCAUGUUCAAGGCCGCCGCCGGGUCGAUUCUCUUCUUUGAGGACCAGACGGUCGUCGAGGGCAUGCAGGCCAAGUUUGCCCUCUACGCUGAUCGGUUCCCUGUUUGGGCGGCACACAGCUGCGCCAUGCUGCAGUUUGCAGUCUGGACCGCCCUCGAGGCCGAAGGGCUCGGUGCCAACCUGCAGCACUAUAACCCCUUGAUCGAUGCCAAGAUCGCCGAGGAGUGGAAGCUGCCAACUACCUGGAAGCUCAGUGCGCACCUCGUUUUUGGCGGCAAGACGGCUGACGCCGGGGAGAAGGUAUUCAACCCCGUCGAGGAGAAGUACAAGGUCUUUGGUGCGUAG
Messenger RNA from Canariomyces notabilis, 630 nucleotides. RefSeq names its product Nitroreductase. Gene Ontology annotation, molecular function: oxidoreductase activity. The record is from RefSeq and is a predicted model, not a curated record. The transcript has 2 exons. The coding region runs from base 1 to 630 and encodes 209 amino acids. NCBI's taxonomy places the organism in Eukaryota, Fungi, Ascomycota, Sordariomycetes, Sordariales, Chaetomiaceae. Gene Ontology annotation, biological process: cellular response to oxidative stress.